AUUGCUGUCUAAACUGUCCACUUAAAUCCUAAACUUUAAACGUUUUUAAUGACAAUAGUUUCUGGACAUUUACAUGCAAUUUAUGAGCUCAUCAUCCACAAAAACAUAAGUUUACCCAUUGCUCCCCCACAAAAAAUCUGAGGUCGGAACUAUUUUUUCCUUUAGACCAUGUUUCCUGGGGCGGGAAGCUCUUCUGUUACACCAAACAUGGUUGCUUCCUUCAGCAGAUACUUCAGGUUUUGAUUGAACUGCAUUUGGAGGGUGACUCAAUCAAGAUGGACGAAGAGCCAGAGAGAGCCAAGCGUUGGGAGGGAGGUUAUGAGCGAACAUGGGAGAUCUUGAAGGAGGACGAGUCUGGAUCUCUCAAAGCCACUGUAGAGGAAAUCCUUUUCCAGGCCAAAAGGAAAAGGGUGUUUGAGAGUCAUGGACAAGUUCGGCUUGGGAUGAUGCGUCACCUGUACGUGGUAAUUGACACCUCUAGAACCAUGGAAGACCAGGACCUGAAACCCAAUCGCCUCACCUCUACACUCAAGCUGGUGGAAUAUUUUGUUGAGGAAUACUUUGACCAGAACCCCAUCAGUCAGGUGGGCAUCAUCACCACAAAGAACAAGAGAGCGGAGAAGCUGACUGACCUGGCAGGCAACCCAAAGAAGCACAUUGAUGCCCUGAAGAAAGCAAAGGACUCUACGUGUGGAGGAGAACCCUCUCUAUAUAACUCCCUCAGCCUGGCCAUGCAGACACUCAAACACAUGCCAGGCCACAGCAGCAGAGAAGUCCUCAUCAUCUUCAGUAGUCUCACCACAUGUGACCCAGCUAACAUCUACGAGCUGGUCAAGACUCUGAAGGCUCUGAAGAUCCGUGUGUCUGUGAUUGGCCUGUCAGCCGAGGUGCGUGUCUGCACGGUGCUCACCAGAGAGACCGGAGGGUCGUACCAUGUGAUCCUGGAUGAGAGCCACUUCAGGGAGCUGCUGAUGUUUCAUGUGAAGCCUCCUCCUGCUACCUCCUCCUCCGAGUGUUCCCUCAUACGCAUGGGUUUCCCCCAGCACACCAUAGCCUCUAUAUCAGACCAGGAUGCCAAGCCUUCUUUCAGCCAGGCCCAUCUGGACAGCACUAGUGGUGGUCCCGGUCUGUCUAUGGGAGGGUACUUCUGUCCACAGUGCCAGGCCAAGUACACUGAGCUACCUGUCGAGUGUAAAGUCUGUGGGCUGACACUUGUCUCCGCUCCUCACCUGGCCCGCUCCUUCCACCACCUCUUCCCCCUGGAGGCCUUCCAGGAGAGUCCUCUGCUGCUGCACCACACAGAGAGGUUCUGUGAAGCCUGCCAGGGGGAGCUGAAAGACAAGAGUGUGUUCACGUGUCCGUCGUGCAACAGUGUGUUCUGCGUGGAGUGUGACCUGUUCAUCCACGACACGCUGCACUGCUGCCCCUCUUGCAUCCACAGCCGCAGUGCCCCCUGAGAUGCUGUGGUCAAAAGUAGAGGACUAUGUAGGACUUAUGGGUAACCUCAGACAAGUGCCAAUAUAUCUGCACACACUUUAAAGAUGUUUACUCAUUUGGAGGUCCUUCAGUGCUUUGGGCCCUUACAGAAUUUACCUCUGGAGUUGUGUUGCUAGGACAUUUGGAAUUGACUUUGGCUGUAUUACUUGGAGUUGAUCUUGGAGUUGACUUUGGAGUUGUCCUGUAUCCAGGCUGACAUCUAAAGCUAGAGGAACGACUUUACCUCAAUGAUGGUUGGAUUGAGAUGGAACUGCUGAAACUCUGAGCAUCGAUAUCACCGGUUGGCUAGUGCCGGAUGGCUCCGGCAGCAGCAUAGAAUGGACCAAACCUUUUCAAUAAACUUCAGCUCUUUUGUAGAGAU
Oncorhynchus kisutch (coho salmon) is the source of this 1858-nucleotide messenger RNA. It is a transcript of the gene gtf2h2, whose product is annotated as general transcription factor IIH, polypeptide 2. NCBI's taxonomy places the organism in Eukaryota, Metazoa, Chordata, Actinopteri, Salmoniformes, Salmonidae. The record is from RefSeq and is a predicted model, not a curated record. The transcript has 11 exons. Gene Ontology annotation, molecular function: zinc ion binding. Gene Ontology annotation, cellular component: transcription factor TFIIH core complex; transcription factor TFIIH holo complex. Gene Ontology annotation, biological process: nucleotide-excision repair; regulation of transcription by RNA polymerase II; DNA-templated transcription. Bases 276 to 1457 code for a protein of 393 amino acids.